AUUACGUAAUCCCAACAGUGACGUCACAAUAUUCACCUACCACUAUUGUAACCCGGGCACAAAGUUUGAGUACCACCGGCGCUUCGGUGUCGGGGCCUAUAUAAACUGUGGAUACGGAUCAGAGCACAGCAUUCAACGUGCAACAGGUGAAUGAGCAAAUAUUAACAAUGCAGCCUUCAAUGAGGAUCAUCGUCUCCAUGGCUCUGCUGGCCUCUGCCCUCGCCAGCGCCUAUCACAGUAGCGCCAAGCUGCGGCGAGACGGGGUACUAAACUUAUACCCGUUCCCUAGAGUCGGCCGAGCAUCGCGCAACACAUGGCAACUGCCACUCAAUGACUUAUAUCUUGAAUACGAGCCAUCAGCCGAGAAGCGCCAACUGUACGCGUUCCCGCGGGUCGGUCGCAGCGACCUGUCACUGUCGCGCCCCGACUCGCACGAGUUCCAACCAAUGGCAGUGAGGCGCACUGAGAGUCCCGGCAUGUGGUUUGGACCCAGGCUUGGCAGGUCCUUCAAGAGUGAUGAUGAUGAAAUCAUCAUCCAAAACGAGAACACUGACCACAGCGAGCCCGAACAGACGGAACCCGUUCACGAAGACAGGAGGAAGAGACAGACCCUCAACUAAACCGCUUGCACACCGACGAUUCAACGCUAAGGCUCAGCGCAUAUCCUGCGACCAAUAGAUGGAUACACAUCACGAUUCAUUUUCACCAGAAAGGGCUCCUUCAUUUGUUUUUACGAUGAUGGUACAAUGUAAAAAAACUGUGAGAGAAAUAGUAUUGCAGUAUGCGCUGACUCUUAACCAUAGAUUAAUUUAAUAUUACGAGUAGAUACGACACACGUUAGACACCGCCGAAUCGCCAACAAAAUAAAAUUGUUUUAUUAUGGCAUCAAUUAUUACUGUUAAUUGUAUUUACUUGUAAAUCGACCGUCAACGUUAUUGUAAGAAAUAUAUGUAAGUAUGAAUGUAUCUAGUAGAAUAAAUAAAAUGUUUAAUUAAGUAGCCAUUGCCAAAGUUAUUUCUUAGGCUGGGCGGGUUUUAUUAUUCCGUUAAAUACAUAAAACCGUGAAAUAAUUUUGGCAAUUUAUUAUAAAUUAUAUGAAAAUUGUUUAUAAAGUUCUAAUUUAUUGAAAUAAAGAUCAGUCCAAAAUU
Messenger RNA from Helicoverpa armigera (cotton bollworm), 1148 nucleotides. RefSeq names its product CAPA peptides (gene CAPA). The record is from RefSeq and is a predicted model, not a curated record. Gene Ontology annotation, molecular function: neuropeptide hormone activity. The transcript has 5 exons. The coding region runs from base 168 to 620 and encodes 150 amino acids. NCBI's taxonomy places the organism in Eukaryota, Metazoa, Arthropoda, Insecta, Lepidoptera, Noctuidae. Gene Ontology annotation, biological process: neuropeptide signaling pathway.